Molecule: messenger RNA, 1110 nt
Organism: Drechmeria coniospora
Lineage: Eukaryota; Fungi; Ascomycota; Sordariomycetes; Hypocreales; Ophiocordycipitaceae
Exons: 1
Coding region: 1-1110 (369 amino acids)
Molecular function (GO): carbon-oxygen lyase activity, acting on phosphates
Source: RefSeq, a predicted model, not a curated record
AUGCUAGGGUUCGAGCUUGGCAGCAAUGGGUGGACAUGGAACCCCCAAUAUCUCAUGGGGAGCACUGCGUUUGCCUUUGCUCUUUGCUUCGGUUGCAUUUACCUCAUCCUGCGCUCCUGUCCAUCUGGCUCCCAGACAAUGCUCUCCCCAAGGAGCGCGGUGAAGCAGAGUGAGUACGAAGACAUGGUCAACGGCUUCCUGGGGGACAUAUCAUUCCGCCCCCCCGACCUCAGCUGCGAUCCGGAGCUGGAAAGGCGUGUCAAGCAACGGCUGCGGGUGCACGGCGUCCCUCCUGCGCUCAUCGAACGAAUCCAAGGGUGCAUCGACGCAGCCGUCAGCGUGACGACGUUCACCUACCCUUUUACGUCACCAAGCUGUCAGGAGGCCAUCGCUCUCUACAGCGCAUACACCAUUGGCAUCGACGACCUUGCGCCGGAAAUGCUGAAAGAGGUGGGGGGAUACACGAUGCAGCUGACGCUCGGCCAGCCGCACCAGCACCCCCUGCUGCGCGGCCUCACGAGCUUUCUGGGCGAGCAGUCGGCCAUAUUCGGGCCAUUCGGCGGUGACAUGAUUGUCAAGGGGACCCUCGAGUCCGUCUCCUCCGUCAAGCUCGAGACAACCUCGGACCAAACCAUGGACCUACCCCGGGCGGCGUCUACCUUUCUCCACUACUUUCGAAUGAAGACUGGUUUCGCGGAAGCGUACGCGCUCUUCUGCUUCCCCGAGGAUGCUCAUCCGGAAGAAACUGAACUCGUCCGUUACAUUUCUUCGGUCCCCAACAUCAUGACCUUUUUGUGCUCUGCCAACGACCUCCUUUCCUUCUACAAGGAGGAGACGAACGCCAAGGAGGCAGAUGGCUACGUAAAACAUCACGCCAAGCUUCAUCGGCAGAGCACGAUUCGGUCGCUACGCCAAGUUACGAAGGAUACCGUGCAGGUGGUACAGAACCUGCGGGCAUCGUUUGCGCCGGAUGAACCUCUCGGCAGGCACAUGGAGCAGCUCAUCCAAGGAUACAUCAUGUACCACUUGUCGAGUCCACGUUACAAGUUGGCGUCCCUGCGCAUCCCUGCAGCCAUGGAAGUUGCCGCCCGCGAGCAAAGGGUCCGGUGA